Messenger RNA from Dermacentor albipictus, 10664 nucleotides. It is a transcript of the gene Dgk, whose product is annotated as diacyl glycerol kinase 1. Gene Ontology annotation, cellular component: plasma membrane. Gene Ontology annotation, biological process: lipid phosphorylation; intracellular signal transduction; diacylglycerol metabolic process. The record is from RefSeq and is a predicted model, not a curated record. Gene Ontology annotation, molecular function: calcium ion binding; ATP-dependent diacylglycerol kinase activity. NCBI's taxonomy places the organism in Eukaryota, Metazoa, Arthropoda, Arachnida, Ixodida, Ixodidae.
UGCUGCUUUCGCCACAGGUCCUGCACCGCGCAUAGCGCUGCCUCGGGUGGGCCGCUCGGGCUGUCGAGAGAGAGAGACAGGAGGCGGGCUUUUCCUCCCUACUUCCUACCGAAACCACUCACACGUAACUCUCGGCACACCUGCUACUACACCAUCCACCGUCUGUGGCACACCGUGUUGAGCCCGUCGCCCGCCGUUGCUCGGUGAAUCCGGCCGCCAGUGAGACUGCUCGGCGCUGUCGCUGCCGUGUUCCUCCCUUCAACGGCGAAGAACGCGGUGCAGCCGGCCUUUGGAUUCGGCGCCACCGGCGACGGUAGCGAAGAAGCCCCGGAGAGAGUUGCUGUCGUCGUCCUCGUCGUCGGAGAGCAGACGACGUCAAGCGGCGGCGGUGCUGCGUCGUCUGCAGCGGACAACCGGCGGCGGGCGGUUGCGUAAAAACAGCUUCGCGCCACAGUCCCCUUUGCCGAGGAGGUCCCGUCGUGACGAGACCACGCCUUUCGACGGCCCUGCCUUGCCGAGGUUGUGUUCGGCUUGCACUGAAAGCAACUGCGUCAUCAAGUAGAGCCGACUGUUUAUCGCCUGCGCUGGGAACAACCUGACCGUGCUGCCCGUGAACCGGAACGAUAGGAUGACCAGCUGUGCGGAUCACGCCGAGAAGGGACCACGCUCUCCUCCGCUGCUCGGAUGAUCCGUUUGAAACGAGCAUGGUGCUCCGGGGCGCGCCUGGAAGCGGCGAGCGUCCCGAGCCGUGCGACCCCGGAUGCAGAUGACCAGCGCGGCAGCUCGGCCCGGCAGGACGCCAUGGCCGUCAAGUGGGAGAAGCUCUCUCCGGCGGAGUUCCAGCAGCUGCAGGACUACGUUCAAUAUUCAUCAAAGAAGCUUCCAGAUGUUCUUGAGGAAUUCAAGGAGAAUGGAGCUCUGUCCAAGUACAACGCCGAAGGGGACAUCGACCUGGAGGGUUUCCAGGCGUUCAUGGACACCUACCUGGAGAUGGACACUCCCCGGGACCUCGUCAAACACCUGUUCCUCUCGUUCGUCCGAAAGCCCGCUCCGCCGCGGCCACAGAUCGCCGACGGACGGCUGCUCAAGUUCCGUCAUCUGGUGGCGGGCAAAUUUCAGAAGGACGAAACGCUAGAUGAUAGGAAGACGACGGCCGUGUUGCAUAGGACGCUAACCGGCGGUUCCCUUGACAAAAGCGCCAAGAUGGCGGCCGUGACGUCGACGACUGCGUGCGCGCCCAUCACCUCGCACACGGCGGCGGCGCACAGCGGGUCCCUCCCGGAGCUGGCCAAGCAGGCAGCACAGGGCGCGCAGGCCGGCAUCGCGCAGGCGACAGCGCACGGUGCCGGCCAGGAGCUGCCGCAGCAGGCGCCCCGCCGCACCGAGGAACGACCGCACCUGCACCUGGGCUUCGCCGAGCGGCUGCACGGCCUCACAGAGAAGCUGCACAGCCACCUGCGAGGAGAGGGCUCUGAUACCAGGGGGCGCACAGGGAGUGCUUCUAUCCACCCGGUGGUGACGGUGACGCAGAACUACGGCGACUCGACCGACUCCUCACCCAACCAGAGCCAAGUGUCGCGGAACUCUUCCAGAAAGUCAAACAGCUCACUGCUCGUGCACAGCGUGGACUUGAAGCCUCUGCGGAAAACGAGCAGCCACAUCGAUGUUCACACUGUGCGCGUCCCCCUGAAAGAUAUCAUAUGCUACCUCUCGCUCAUGGAAGCAGGGCGGCCCGAGGACAAGUUGGAAUUCAUGUUCAGAUUGUACGACACAGAUGGAAACGGUUACCUUGACAACAAUGAGACAGAAUGCAUAGUGAAUCAAAUGAUGAGCGUCGCCGAGUACCUUGGUUGGGACGUAUCAGAACUGAAGCCGAUCCUUCAAGAGAUGAUGGUGGAGAUCGACUACGACGCCGACGGCACUGUGUCGCUAGAAGAAUGGAAACGUGGUGGCAUGACCACCAUCCCGCUGCUUGUGUUGCUCGGGCUGGACGCUAACGUCAAAGAUGACGGCAACCACGUUUGGCGCCUUAAGCACUUCAACCGCCCUGCCUACUGCAAUCUAUGCCUGAACAUGCUUGUCGGGCUCGGAAAGAAGGGACUCUGCUGCGUCUUCUGCAGGUAUACUGUCCAUGAACGCUGCGUGCAGAGGGCCCCUGCAUCGUGCAUUAACACUUACGUCAAGUCCAAGAAGAGCUCGCAGGCUCUAGUUCAUCACUGGACGGAAGGUAACUGCACGGGAAAAUGCAGCAAGUGCAAAAAGGCUAUCAAAAGCUACAAUGGCAUCACCGGACUACAUUGCCGCUGGUGCCAAAUGACGCUUCACAACCAUUGCGCUCCACAAGUGAAGCCCGACUGCGGCCUUGGACCACACCGAGACCACAUCCUGCCGCCAACGUCUAUAUGCCCCGCUGUUUUGGAGAGGCAACGAAGUGUCGGCAGUGGCCAGAAGAAACAGCUGUCUAGGUCAGAUUCCAACAAAGUUUCCGACAGCGGCCAAGGCAAUGUUUCUGCCAUGUCAUUCCAAGUCACACCCGUCUCUGGAACCCAUCCCCUUCUAGUGCUCAUCAACCCCAAGAGUGGAGGUCGGCAGGGCAUGAGAAUAUUAAGAAAAUUUCAGUACUUGCUGAAUCCUCGACAAGUGUACAAUGUUGCCAAAGGGGGACCAAUUCAAGGGCUUCAAUUUUUUAAGGACAUCUCGAAUUACCGCGUCUUGUGUUGCGGAGGUGACGGUACAGUGGGCUGGGUACUAGACACCAUAGACAAGCUAAACUACGCCCAGCUUCCUCCAGUAGGAAUCCUCCCUCUUGGAACAGGGAACGACUUGGCGCGGUGUCUUCGGUGGGGGCCAGGUUACGAAAACGAGAGCCUAGAGAAGAUACUGCAGAAAGUUGAGAAAUCCACGACGGUCAUGAUGGACCGCUGGAAGAUCGACAUCAGUAACACGGCAAAUUCCGACGAGCGUGGUGACCCUAUUCCCUGCAACAUCUUCAACAACUACUUUUCCAUAGGCGUGGACGCAUCCAUAGCGAUCAAGUUUCAUUUGGAAAGGGAAAAGCACCCUGAAAAGUUCAACAGCAGGAUGAAGAACAAAAUGUGGUAUUUCGAAUUCGCCACGUCUGAGACGUUCUUCGCAACAUGUAAAAACCUCCACGACGACGUUGACAUCAUGUGCGAUGGCGUCUCGCUGGAACUGUCCAGCGGUCCGUCACUGCAGGGCAUCGCAGUGCUCAACAUCCCCAGCAUCUACGGCGGCUCCAACUUGUGGGGAGACAACGCCUCGUCAAGGCGGCGCUCACGUUCAAAGCGACGCAAGAAACACGACCGGGACAUCUCCACCAACAGCUUCAACUCGAUCGACCUUAGCAGUGCCGUACAAGACAUCGGCGACCGGCUGAUUGAAGUUAUCGGCCUGGAGAGCAGCAUGCACAUGGGUCAAGUCAAGGCUGGUCUCCGAGCUUCGGGUCGCAGACUGGCGCAGUGCUCCUCGGUGGUCAUACGGACAAGGAAAAGGUUUCCGAUGCAAAUUGACGGUGAGCCUUGGGUACAGCCACCUUGCACGAUACAGAUAACCCACAAGAACCAGAUGCCCAUGCUCAUGGCGCCAGCCCCGACAAGCAAAUCCAGGUUCCCCUUCUUCUCCUUCAGGAAGUCGUGAUUCUCACCCGGAGACGGGAGCGCCAUCUUCCGCCGCUUUCCUCCAAUGCUUUCGCUCUCGGCAGCUGCUCAUUGGCGUCGUUGUUGCUGCUCGUGACUGGAGCAGAAGUUCGCGCGUUACGUGUCGUGCCACUCUUAUGCACCUACAUCGGCUCCCGAGCCGUUGUCGGUUACAGAGACUGCAUUUAGUUGACGCGUUAUCUUGUUAACUUAUUUAUACCGUGUACAUACAUCUGUAUAGACAUUGCCCAUUCGUCGGCGCUUUACCUUCUUGACCAGGGUCCUAGCGGCGUUCCAUGUGCACUCGCUGGCUGCUCCUUGAUGCGUGUUUGCCUGUGAACAUGCGGGCACGUGCUUUUAUGCGUGUUAAAACGAUUUGCUCUCAAGAGCGAUGUGGAACUGUGCGCGCGUUUGUCGAGUUUCGCUGCGUUAUUUGAGUGACAAAACGUUUGUUGAGUUUUGUUAUGACUGCGCCUGAACGGAAGACCAGAUGUGUACAGACUGCUAAACGUUACAGAGCAAAUCUCUAAAGCUUACUUUUCGUGGAUUAAAGCGCCACGCUUCGUUUCUUUUUACUGCACCGUGAGCCACUUGAUAGCAACGCCUGUUCAUUAUUUAAUCCAUUGAAGUCUCAGAAAUGUGAAUAUAAAACAUUCGAGUUGCUUCGCGCGCGUUCGAUGAUAUUUAUUUUGUAUUCUACACAUGUAUAUGACUUAUUAUUAACCCUUACACCUUAGAACUACAGAAAGCUAAGCUAGUUGGUAAGGAUUCAUUGUGCAAAAAGGUGAAGCGUGCAAACAAGAGACAAGAGAAGUUGACAACAUGUUGUGUCCACUUCUCUUCUCUUGUGUCCUGUCUGCACGCCUCACUUUUUUGCAUAAUGAACUCUUACACAGUUUAACGUUACCGCUUAUAUUCUCUUUAGUAUGCACAAAGAUGUUCUCGUACGAUUGCUCUGUAAACUGCAUAUAUACAAUAUAUGCUUUCUUUAACGUAAGCAAACCAGCGGAAUAUUUUUUCUCGUUGCAAUUUUAUGCGUGAUGUAAGUGGCGCCCAAACUGCACUGAGAAGCUAAAGGUGGAAAAAUAAUUGUCGAUAAGUAUAUACGUUAUGAUUUGGAUUGGCUUUAGUAUUAUAACAAACCAGGACGUGUCGUGCAUAGAUUCGCCUUUUAAGCGCUCUGCAACUUCAUAACAGUGCGGUGACUGUGCAGGUGCAACAGUUUGAGCUAUGUGACAUCCGAAAUCGCGCCUUAUGUCGUUAUCAUUACGACGCGGUGUGCAUCGCCCAGUCAUCUCGGCAUAUACAGUGGUAGCCACGGCUUCUGGGCAGACGAGUCUAAUAUCUCUUUCCUCGAGCCGUUAGCUGAAGCGCAUCCCGAAGCCCAGUUCUUUGCUGUGGGCAAGCUUUUUUGUUGUCUAAUGCGCGAGUAGUCGAAAGCGUACUCCGAAACGCCCCUUGCCCUUGGUCAUGGCCCACAGAGAAAACUGUACACGCGCCAGAGGGUUUCCAUGAACUGGCUGUGGCGCCAUCUUCGGUUAUCUUCGGUUCAUUUUGGGCACCACCAACUGAAAGAAUGUUUCUGUCUGUUGUAGCAUAUCCGAUUUUCAUCGCGAAUGAUUGUGCUUUCUUCAGUGUUCUACGAUCGUGUCCUUAGCGGACCAGCUUGUGAAUCUCAGCUUUUGCAUCCUCCACCAUUUUGUAUGGUCACCUUCUUGACGCCACCGACCAACAUCUAUGACCCUACCCACUUUAUCAUUCUUAAAAAUUUUCCAUCGCAUCUAAAGGAAAAAAAAUGGGAGAAGACUAAGAAUCUCGGUACUUUCGAUAGCUCUGAAAAUGGUGACUCCACGCAUCUCUAAGAAAAUUAGUGUGGUGAAAUUAACGUAGAGCCGCUCUCAUGAGCCCCUCAGCAGGAAAAAACAAAUGUUUUUUUUUUCUUUUUCAUUCGUGUGAUUCGGUCCCCUGGUAAAGCUUCAUUAUGCAUAGUAUGUCCACCUUGAUGUACACACUACCUUGGAUGUUUGAAAUGCAAGGCUUUCUAAAGCUGGCUUCUUUAUAUAUCGUGCCUUAGUGAAAGCGUGUACAAAACUUUUUAAACGUCUCUUUCUUUCUGUUGCUAAGCCCUACGUUCUCAUGUGAACGUUCAUAUCUCAGAAUAAUUUUUAUUCCUUCUGUAAACGUUCUCCGUGGUCUUAACUUAGGGGGCAAGUACAAUAUUGUUGGUGCUGAGUUCUAGCCUGUUGCUGACACUAGAAGCCGUCCUAGGUAUCUAAGGAUUGAGAUACAGAUUGCGGAAAGCAGUCUGUUGACAUUCACGAGAUACUCAUCUCUUCUAAAUGGCCUUUAUUUUGCCUUGCACGGGAGUAGCAUGCUAUUGGUAGACCUAAUCUCGGAUAAAAGCAGCGUCUCAUCUUGCAGACGAUUGCUUUCACUCGUCAAAAAUAGGGAGACGGAAUAGAAAGCUGACAUUCACAAAGUACUGCUCUGCGGGGUGGCGUGGUAGAUGCGAGUGAAGUCCGCAAUAUAUGAACGGUGAUUUUGCGUGACGUCUCUUUAGCUGCAGCUUUGCACGUCCACAUGGUUCGCACCCGUUACUGUACAUACACCAAAGAACAUUUCUCACGUGAGAGACACGUGUAUAUUCUAUAGGCCCUUCUAGCCACACUAAGUGCAUAAUGUAAUGACCACAUUUUGCUCGGUAGCGAAGGCUAAAUAGCCUCGAAAGCUCCACCGUGGUCUCCAACGACCAGCCUGAUACGUUUCUUACUUGCUGCGCAGCGUUUUGCUAUGUGUGCGUGCGUUUUUUUUUUCGCCUGCUUUGCACUACUGUUGAAAAUCCACAUGUUUAAGUAAGACCCAGGAACGCGGGACAUCGCAGUACAUGAUCGCUUACCUAUACUUCAGCGCGCUUUCACAUUUGAAUGAAGCGUAAUGGUCGAAUGAAAGCAGAGCAGGGAAGAAGCGAUAGUGCAAACUCGGAAAAGGCAAAGUACUGCCUGAUGCAGGUAAAACACUGGCACCAUAAUUAUGUGCACCAACGGCAAAGUUUAUCUCGCACAGGCUUUCGCAUCACCUGCUUCACUUUGGUUUCUGUCAGCUUCGCUGUUUGUAUUGCAAUAGGAGUGGUACCACCUGCAUAGCAUUUAACCGCAGCCACAGGCUGGUCAUAGCACAUGUUUUGCGGCAUCGGGGUCGGGGAGAGAGGUUCUUGCGGUAUUUCUAAUACCCCAAAGUGGUCCAUAUUAAAUGGCGAAAAUUUGCUUGCUUGUGGCAUACCUGAGCCCACGAGAUGGUGAAAGGAAUUCCGCGAACAGUUGAGGUUUUUUGUCCCACUCUAGUUAUUUAUUUACAUGAGAUUCAGUUCUGGGGUCUUACGUACCAAAACCGCGAUAUGAGGCAAGCCGUAGUGGAAGAUUCCGCUUUAAUUUUGAGCAGCUGUUGCUCUUUAGUCUGUACGUAAAUUUAAGUAAACGAGCACUUUAGCAUUUUGCUUCUAUCGAAAUGCAGCCGCUGUUACCGAGAUUGAACCCGUGACCUCGAGUUCACCAGCGCAAUGCGGUAGCCACCGGGCUACUACGGCCGGUUUUCCCUAGUUCCGACAUCAAUGGCACAGUGAUUAUUUCCUUGCCAGGGUGCACAAGUUGUGGGGCUGCGAAUAAGAAAAAGAACGCAUGAAAACUGAAAUCCUAAUGCAUGCGUUGGUUCUAGUUAUACUGUCAACUGCAAGUAGUUUAGUACGAACACAGGUUUAGAAAGGUACCCACAAAGAGGCGUGGCCACAACACCGGCUAUGCGAUGUCCCACGACCUGUGGCGGCAAGUGAGGUCUCUGCUGAUGUACGAAGGCACCGCACUCUUAGUACUUGCUGUCUCGUGUAGCCAUAGCUCCACAAGGGAGCCAGCUGAGGUGCGCACUUGCUAGUGAGAGAAGGCGUGGCGUGUUUUUAAUGACUGCGUUGCUAACUUAUUUACAUACGAAGUGCUGUUCAUGUGCAUGUUUGCGGAGAGAAAAAAAUAAGUUUACAUAUAUACAUAGCAUUUCUAUCGUGUAAAAUAUAUUUAUCUUGAUUCAAACGCUAGUGAGAACCGACCGCACGAUGAAAGCUUAAACAGCGAUGAUAAAUAACUAAUCAUAUCAUGUAUGUAGAAAAAAUAUAGAUAGAUAGAUAUACUUUUGCAUAAGUCCGUCAUUUUCAUGUUGUGUCAAGGAGUGUGGUAUAUAUGUCUCCGAGCUGCAACAACGCGCAACAUUUUUCUAUCUUUUCUUCUUAUUUCAAUUUUUACUUUUAUGUUAAUGCAAUGAACCCCGUGCUCCACUACUAUCUGCAGCAAGGUAAAUACGGUCAACUGCUAAAUUAAAUGUCGUUAUGUAGUCACACUGGAAACCCUGUGAAUGUAUGAUCCCAUUGUUGAUAGAGGGCCAGGCUAGGUCUCAACACAUGGGUUCCUUGGGAUCUCUUUCAAACGGCAAUCGUAAAAAGCCCGUACCUCUAGUUCAGAGGUACCCUGUAACGUUUGUUGUAAAUGUAUGAAGUACAGAAAGUCAUUUACCAUGUGUAUUAUGGAAUAGCCAUCAGAAAGAAAAUGCAAUCUAAUUCAUGCACACUUGUGUUUCAAUCGCCCUGUAUCUCAUUCGCCGUGUAUCUCAUUCGCGUGUGACAUCCACAUUAAUUGGUACAAAAGCCUUCUGUUCACGUCGUUCCCCCUUUUCUCAGCACCAAUUUUCGAACAACUUAACAAGCCCUGGUUAUGAAGUCAUAGGCCGUCGGUGAAGCACAGGAUUCCACAUCGCAAAGCAUAGGCUGUGACGCGGAAAGCUGAAGGACCCAUCGUCACGUUCCAACGGUUCUUUGUUGUAGAGAGACCAUUUCUACGUAGCUAUACGGCACAUUGUACGCAGUCGAGAACGCUUUUGCAGUGCAUGUGAAUCUCUCUUUUCUGCUUCGCGUAUCGUGACGAAAAUCUAACAGGUUUAGGUUUUUAUUUCUCAUUUAUAGCCUUCUGAAGAAAUCAGCGCUUGUGCGAAUAGCAUACAUGUUCGCGGAUGCGUAGAAUUUCUUGUGAAAUUUAUAACAUUACGUCUAACUCUGCAAGCAUGCAAAGCCAUUAUGUUUUUGCAUGUCUAGGACAACUUUAACCACUGCGACAGCGCGAAAAAAGCAGUAACAAUUUAUUUAGUCAGAUACGAAGGAGCUGAGAACUGGCAAAGCAAUGCUAGGCUUCGCAGAUGCUUUCCGUAUAAUGCGCAGUUAAUGAAAUCUCGUUGGCGGGACGAUAUCGUGAGAAACGGCACAGGUGGUCCCUGGACAGGUGUGCGAAUGACCAGUUAUCGCUGUAGUGGUAGAGUUUCUAAACAGUCGCAGCUAUCUCAACAGUUUUACUUUUUAUAUAGCUCUGUGUACGUAUGUAAUGUUAUGUACAUACGUAUACAUAGGCAAGCAAUGCACUUCAACAUUGCGUGCUUGGAUGUGUACGCUCCCACGACUUCAUACAUACAAAUACAAUAUCGAUUUAUGUCGUUCCGAAAGUUCCAGUGGUACACACAUAUAUGUAUAUAUAUAUACAAUGUAUAUCGAAGAUGACAGAAAACAAGUUGCGCUACUUUGAUCAUACCUGCCGUAGUGGUAUUCUGUACACAGUACUGUGUAUGACUUUCCUGUCACUUGCAAAAGUUUGUCGUUCGUCUGCAUUCGUACAGCACGCAUGAGACCCUGUAGUUAACCGUUGGCCUUCUAUGUAUUUCGAAACGCCGUCUUCCUGGCAAACGGCUUUCUGUGACGUCUUUUUCCGUAUUCGCCUGUAGGAGAACCACCAUGUCACCACUACUGUUGUCUCUAUGUACCAGCAAGCGGAAAGAGGAUGUCCACCUUGGGAACACGUUAUCUGGGCCAGGCGGCCGCGUUUUGUGCUUCUGCUGGGGCUUUCAUUAUCACUACUUUCAGGGAAUUCUGAAACACAUCCCAAAACUGCAUUUCAACUUAUUUUCAUUCUUGGGUUAAUGCCUCAGUGGCGCUACAAGGACUGUGCUCUCCUUUCUUUUUUAUGGAAUGUAGCGACUGCGCAACACUGAGAGGAUGCACCGGCCCCGGAAUCGUUUGCAUUGGGGAAUUUUCUCCUCUUCUUCAUGACAACCUUUUUUUUGCAACUCUGUUCAUAUUGUAACCGAUCAGAAAGGAAGAGUAGCCGGCGUUGUCUAAGGAGACGAAGAUCCGCUUUACCCACCUAUAAUAAAGAAGAGAGGCAAGCAUGUACCAUUUCCGGUGGCGUACUUCUUCAUUUUCCUAGCCCAAGUAGGAAGAAAAAUGAUUCGUCAGGGCCUCUUUGAGCUAUAAUCUAUUCCGGCACGCUUUUUCACAAGUCAUUCUGCCUUUCUUCCUAUACGUGGGAGACUUAUUGUUCCGAUACAUGUCGCAUUGUCAAGCUUGUGGAAUUUACAGCAGAUUUCCGCGUCGCGCCAAACCUCUAGAUUCGUCUCCCCUCUCCUUCCAUAAUAGUUACUAGACUCUGUAUUAAGCCUGUAGUAUGUGUACUUAAACUCCGACAAGUGUAUUUGGACCAAAGUUUGCGCCAGCGCAACGUAUCUCCUUGGUCCUGUGCACGCUCGCUGUCGUAGGGGCGAGCGAGGCUGUUCUUGUAGAAAGAAAGAACCGCCGUUCAGGCGACUCUGCAAAGCGGACCUGUGGUAGUCAGCAGCAUUUGUAUCUCUUCUCCGCAUACUGCUUCUUUUUCCUGUAACACUUCGCAGCGCUACAAGCCACAGCGGAAUUUUACGUCUAACUGUUAUCUCCCAUUGUUCCCUACCUAGAGCAUUGUUUAAGGACACAUUAUUAUUAUUAUUAUUUCUUAUUUGUUCAUUAUUUAAUGGAACCCUGUUGUAUCUUCUCGCGCUAAUUAAAUGUGUCUUUCCAUGUGAGAUAUCUGUACAUAACAAAUAAUAUAAGAGAUGUUCUACACUUCACCUAUUUAUUUAUUGCUGAUCUGAAUAAAAGUACAUGUUACCAGGAAA